AGCGGCAUCGUUAUCGUGGUGCGGUGACGGUUGUUUACACCAUGGCAUCCGGCGGUGAAAACGCAGCCGAAGAACGAACAGAAACAUCAACUCCAGCUCAACCCAUUUCCAAUGUCGUUUCCGAAACGACUAACAAAGUAAUAGGAAUGGAUAAGGAUGGCGAUUUGUCUGGUGCACCAGCAAAGAAAUCUCGUGUUGAAGUACAAUCUCUUCCAACUAGACAGUAUUUGGAUCAGACAGUAGUACCGAUAUUGCUGCAAGCUUUGUCUUGCUUGGCCAAGGAGAGACCAGCUGACCCCAUAAGCUUUCUAGCCGGCUAUUUAUUAAGAAACAAAAGUCAAUACGAUAGUGGUGGCUCGCCACCGACUAGUCAAUGAAUGCUUCCAUUGUUUCUUGAGCAUGUGUUUUGUGAAAAACUCUGUGACGUUGCUUUGUAAGAAUCGUGUUUGAUUCUAUACAAGGACAUAUUGCUACAUAUAUAUAAAUAUAUAUAUAUAUGGGAUGUAAUCAUAUAUAUUUUCGACAUUGACGCUGAUAACAAAGGUGUCUUUUUAUAGAGAAAAUAUGACUUUGUAAAAUACAUAAGCCGUUUUAUAUGUCAUUAUUUUAAAGAAAUAUUUAUUAUAUUAAAAAAAAAAAAACAAUUUAACAGCGAUAUAUCAGAAUUAUCAUUAUAGAAGCAACUAUGAUGAAAAUGCAAAAAAACAUUAAAGUGAUCUUUGUUAUGAGGCAUUAUGUUAAUUUUGCUAUAUAAGUGCUAAUGUUUAAAUAAAAUACAAUUGAAGAAAAAUAAAGUAAUACGCAUUUGCUGAGAAGAUACCACGAAGAGUUCGAAAUACAUUAGGAAGCGUAUUGACUUAUAUUUGCAAAUUUUCGAUGCGAAAACGCAUGAGAGCAAGAUUGUAGAGAAGAGCCGCUACAAUCGGUCCAAUAAAUCGUAAUGAACCCUCUGCGCUCGCGUCGAUUUUAAUUGGAACGGCGAUUUAAUUGGAGGCAAUUAAAUGUAAUCGCGCAAUGAAUCGGCGUUAAAUUUAUCUCGCGCUCCAAUAAAAUCGAUAAUUUGCGUCGAACGUUGCAACGCUCUCGCGAGGAAAGAUGGAAAAAGACGACAUCUCUCGAGCGAAAUGUUCUUUUUAUUAUUCCUUCACCUUAUUUCGUUUCAAGUUGCGGUUUUCGUCCCGACGAAAACUCGUCUCUCGGUCUCCGACCGUCGAGCCAGGGUAAUUGGACUCUCUCCGAGUCGUCGGCGAGAGGCACGAGGAAAAGAAAAUCCGUGUAGCGUUCGGUUCCGAUUGUACCGCCCGAGCUCCAAACGACUACGCGAGAAGAUAUCGGGGUAAUUUCGUGGCCGACAAUUCGCGCGGCGACAUCAUCGGACUUGGUCCAAUUAACGGCAAGGGAUCCUCUCUUGCCCGAGUUCUUCUCUAUAUAUCCUUCGGUAGAGACCUUCGACCCUCACUCGUACACACACGUAUAUAUACAUUGAUCGCGAGCUCUUAGUCCUUUGUUUCGUGCCCGUUUAGCUGGAAGAGACGGCGCGUUUCUGUUCUGAUAAGAUAAAGGCACUAAGCAGUAUUUUUGCCGAACUCCAGUUCCUCGUACAAAGUACUUUAACCAGUAAUUUGCCCUCUUUAGAAACGUUAGGUUCGCUUGUCUGGAAAAUGAGAAAAGCCGGGGGGAGAGAAUAUUCUAACGGAACAAAAACGUGACAAUCUCCCGAAUGUGUCUCUUUCACUUUUUUUUUUUUGAAAACACGACGAAAAAGAAAAUCUUAAAUUACAAAUACUCCAUUUGUUUUUUUUACACUUAUUAUCCGUCACUCCAAACGAAACUUCUGCGCGUAGAAUAGAUGAAAAAAAAAAAAAAAAAAAA
Molecule: messenger RNA, 1872 nt
Organism: Pseudomyrmex gracilis
Lineage: Eukaryota; Metazoa; Arthropoda; Insecta; Hymenoptera; Formicidae
Product: protein dpy-30 homolog
Exons: 3
Coding region: 42-377 (111 amino acids)
Cellular component (GO): Set1C/COMPASS complex
Source: RefSeq, a predicted model, not a curated record